AUGCUUUGUGGAAUAAUCUCAUUGAUUUUGCUUAUUGAAUCAUCUUAUUAAUGGUGUGGUAUGUAAUAUAUGAAAUGUAGAAACUAUAUAGGAGAACAUUACGUAUUAUACAUCAAAAGGUGAACAGAUUAGAUGGAGAGCAGACUCAUUAAUAGCAGGAAAUGGACUUAACUUUACUUUAAUUCCAAACUCAACUAUAAUGAGAUAUCAUCCUGCCUUUGAUUAAAUAUCAACAGAAGAGUAACAUAUUGGAAGUAUGAUUAUCAAUAAGAAUAAUAGCCUUAAUAAAGACAGGAGCAAUAAGAGCUUAUGACAUAGCAAGUUCAGGAGCAUGGACAAAUUAAUUUGCAUUUUUAGAAUUAGACAAAAAAAACAAUUACGACUUAUAUUAUGCAGUAGAGUAAUAAAUAAUAAAAAAUCUAUAUAGAAAUGCUUUGUAAAUGGAUAAGACUCCAUAAUUCAAUUAUAAAGUAUAAUUGACAGAGAACAACACAUUAAUUGAUUGCUUUGAUAUUGAAUAUAUAAAUCCAGACUUAUGGAUAGUGGAUUGUGGAGAGAAAGAUAAUCUUGUACCAACAAAGCCGAUGAAAAAUUAUUUAUAUUAAGUAGAUAAAAAAGAUUCACCUUCAACAUUAGUAGGUAAGAGAUAAGAAGUAGCUAAUAAUAAAUAAUACAAGUAAGUGAAAGGAAGGAAAAUUUAAUAUCAUGUUUAUUAUAAAAAAGGUUCAGGAGAAGAGAUCGGAUUAGAUCGUCCAUAACCACCUAAUCCAAUCAGAAUGUUACUCAGAGGAUAAUAAGCAUUUAAUUCUGAGACAGGAAAUAGUACAGUUUUAGACCAUGAUUGUUCAAUCGACUUAUUAAUUAGAUUAGAUAAUGGAACUAUGAAAGACACGAGUGUUUUAGAUAAAACUAAAAUUAGUGCAGACACAAAAUAAGAUGUUAAUUUUACAUUAAUAGAUUUCAAAAUAUAACCAAAUGGUGAUGUUUAUAUUUUGGAUGCUGAUUAAGGAAUAUACUUAUAUCGAGUAACAGAAGAUGGAUAAUGGGUAUAUGUUAAAACUAUACAAACUUUAAAUUAAAAAGCAUAUGGUUUUGAUGUAGUUGAAAUGUUAAAUUAAGAUGGAUAUUCUGAAUUAGCCAUAGCUAUUUUAUAUGAAUCUAAUUUGAUAAUAUCUGUAGCAUCAGUUUAAAAGAAUGGAUAUCAUUUACCAUUUAAAGCUUCUUUUCCAGUUACAGUUUCAUUUAGUGAUUAAUAUGUAGUUUUGAUACAUUCACAAAGAUUGUACCUUUACAAUAUUAUCCUACCAUUUUUACUCCAUUCAGAAAUUUUAAUUUCCGAAACUGUUUUAAUAAAUCCAUUUGCUCCUGAUGUUAUUGUAGUUUCUGAAAGUUUAACUAGAAGAUAUGAAUUAAGUGAUGGAUAUCUAGCAUCAGAAAAUUCUGUAUCUAUUGAAAAAUCUACAAUUACAUUAUAUGGAACUGACGGUACUAAAACAUGCAGUUCUAAGAUUAAUUACUAAGUAUUACCGAUUGAAGAUGCAAAUGUUUAUGAUCUGGGUCAUGAUCCUUUUCCAACUAUGAUCACUUAUCCAUCUUAACCAUUCAUUCUUUAAGAUUUAGCAUCAGGACCAAAUCUUUAAUAUAUCACUCCUGAUAUUCAUUAAGAUCAUGUCUAAGUUCUUGUGCAUUUUCUCUGGGAAUUAGAACUUUAUCAUGCUCAUAUAUUUGAUCCUCAAGAUGUCUCAUAUGCAGAUAUUUUAGUAGAUCCUCAUCAUCAUAAUGAUAAUAAAUAUUAUCUAUUUCUAUAACAUAAAAAUAAAACUGUUAUUAUUUUGGAUUGCUAAUCACUUAAUUAUAAAGAUAAUCAUAGUACUUGCGAAAUUUAAGAUUAAUUUAAUCUACCUGUUUAAUUGAGUAGAACUAAUUCAUAAUUUGAUUGGAAAACUUUUGAAUAAGAAGUGGUUACUUUCUAAUUUUAAGUUAAUGAUUAUGAAAUUGAAUUUUAUAGUUCAUAUAAUGGUGAUCACUAAAAAAUUGGAAACAUUACUUAUGAAGCUUCACCUGAAUACAAAAUCACUUCAUUCACAGCAUUAAAAAGAAAUAUUUAUGUUGUUUAACAAUAAUUAAAAGAAGUGGAUGUUAUUUUUGGUGUUAGUCCAACUCUAAUUAAAUUUCCAAUUGAUGCAUAUCUUAUUGAUGAAUAUCAAACAGGUUGUUCGUGGACACCAAAAAGAGUUUAUGGUAAUUCAUUUACAAAUAGUGAAUUCAUUUUUAUUUUAACUGAUGAUUGUGUAAUGAUGGGUGAACUUAGAACUCAUUUUAUAUUAAUUAAGGCCAUACCCAUAGAAACUAAUGCUGAAAUUGAAGUUGCAGUUGGUUAAAAAACCUUCUAUAUCAUUUCCAAAGGAUAAAAAGAUAUCAUUAGAGAAUUUAACUAUGAAAAUUUGAAUGAUAUUUACCCAAUGAAAUCAAUGCCUCUAUAUGGAAGAUUUGCAUUACAAUCUCCAUUAACUAUAGACUUUGUUUUUGAGACUGGAUUCUUAUUUGUGAGAGCUUUAGAUACUGUAGAAAAAGAGACAGUAUUUUUAAUUUAUGAAUCUAAUAUACUUUAUAGAAAUUCAUUACAUAAAGUAUUAAGAACACAUGAAUUAAUUCCUGAUGGUUAAUUAUUAUAAACAGCAGCUUCAGGAUAAAAUUAAAUGUUUGUUUAUUUUAAUGAUAUGAAAUAAUAAAGAAUUGUAGUCUUUUUAAGAGAUUCCGAAAUGGAAUUAAUACCUAUAGAACUUAGUGAUGCAUAUACAACAUAAUUAAAACCAACUGUUAGUAUCUCUAAUACCUUAUCAGAUAAAAAUGUAAAAGUCUCAUAUCCAGUUAAAUUUAUUAAUACAUAAUCAAUUGUUAGAGUUAAUGCUAGUCUCUUAGAGAAAAUAACUUUCCAUUUUGAAUCUAUUAAAACAACCUAAUAUUUAAAUUUUACAAAUAAUGGAUUGUUUUUUGGACAUGUUACUAAUUUUAAUAUAUUUUGCAAAUAAUGUGAUGGUAAACUUGUUAGCAUUCUUAAUCCACUUACUCCAAGUAGUGAAGGAACUUAAUUUGCAAAUUAUGAAAUUAUUGCAGGGGCAUAAUUUAAAGAUACUGUUGUUUAUUUGGCAGAUCCUAAAUCAUUAAUUUUCUAAAAUAGUGAUGAUGAUACUGUUAAAUUUGUUCACAAAAUAGAACCUGGAACUCAUUGCACUCAAUUAACAACUUAAAAUGAAUAUAUUUUAGUAACUUGUAUUAAUAAUGCUGAUACAUUAUUAUACGUUGUCAAUUGUGAUUUUUCUAAAUAAACAUGUACUCCUAUUCAAUCUGACAAUCCUAAUGUUAGAAAGUUUACUAUGGUUUCAAAAAUUAUUUACCUUAAUUCAUAUUUGUACAUUUUAGACGCAGAUCCCAAUCAUCCUCUUUAUGAUAAAGCAACUCUAUAUCUUUACUAAUUAACUAUUGAUUCAAAGUGGAGUAUUAAAAAUGAAAAAGUACUUAAUGAAACAUAUUUCAAUCUUCCAUUAUAAAAUGAUUACUAUAUCACAGAUUUUGAUGUGGUAUAAUUCUAAUAAGGAAACACUUUUUAUUAAAAAAUUAUGAUUUAAACUACUAAAGGCUAGGUUUAUUUCGUUUAAAUGUACAGUGAUAAUGGCUUAAUAAAAGAUAAUCAUAAAUAAGUUUAUAAUUUAGCUUAAUUUUUGAAUUAAGAUUAUGCAGUUAAAGAUGAUACUCUUUUCUAUUAAAUUAAAACAUAUAAAGCUGUUACUAAUACUAAUAUAUUUGAUGCAACUGUAAUAGUUACGACAAAUAAUGUUGCAUAAUAUGCAAUAACAUUUUCAUUUGAUAUUAGUGAUCCUCUUAAUAAAGGUUCUCCAAUUAAAGAAACAAAAGUUCCAUUUUUAUUAAAUCAUUAUGGAACCUUACAAACAUUAAAUAAAUUUACUUUAGGAAAUGAACAUGCUGCUGUGCCUUAUUAUAAUUAAACACAUUUAAUGAUUAGCAUCUAUUAAUUACCUGGAUUAACUACUUUAGAUGCUAAUGAAACAACAGCUAAAAUGAUAACAAUCUCUGGAGCAGUAACUGUAAAACAUAUUGCUUCAAACACAUAAUUUGCUUUAGUCAUAUCUAAACCAACAAAUUAAGCAGAAGUAAUUAAUAAUUAUUAUAUAUUAGCUUUCUUGUUAUACAAAUAUUGAAGAAGAUAAUAAAACAUAUAAUUAUGUUGUCAAAAAAUAUACCAUUCAUGAUGUUCCUAAAUUGAAAAUUGAGGAUGGUUCUUAGGUAGAAUCUUAAUGGGUAGAAUUAUAAAUUCAAAAUGAUUACAGUUAUGCAUUAGGACUGUUUGAAAUAAUUAAUAACAAUAGUCCUCCUCCUCCACCACCCGAUGAUGAUGAUAGUGGAAGGUUUUUUAUUUAUUUCUAUCAUUUAGUUCACUUCUUUGGCUUUGGAUACUCUUAGGAAUCCUUGGUGCCAUCAUUAUUUUAGGAGGAGCCUAUUUUAUAUAUACCAAGUUCUUUAAGAAGAAUCCACAAGUGCCUUCAAGUGCAAAAGUAUCAUUAAUGAACUAGUGA
This is a messenger RNA of Paramecium sonneborni, 4595 nucleotides long. The record is from the annotation of a GenBank genome assembly. NCBI's taxonomy places the organism in Eukaryota, Ciliophora, Oligohymenophorea, Peniculida, Parameciidae.